Messenger RNA from Danio rerio (zebrafish), 5304 nucleotides. NCBI's taxonomy places the organism in Eukaryota, Metazoa, Chordata, Actinopteri, Cypriniformes, Danionidae. The record is from RefSeq and is a predicted model, not a curated record.
UGCCCCAUCAGCGAACGGGCGUGUGGGCGUGGCCUCAAACUGACGCUCACUUGUUGCUUCAGCGGCUGAAGGUGAAACUUUUCCGGGCGAAACACAUUAACAAACCUUUGGACACAACAGAAAAAGUUUUGGCCGGACAAGAGAACUGCCGCUCCAGUCCCAACCGACACGGACUGGACUUUCGGUAGAAAUGUCUCUGGCAGAGCAAAGCCAGCAGUGGAUUCCCACCAGCGUGCAGGUAACGGUGCUGCAGGCGCGCGGUUUGCGCUGUAAGGGCAAAAAUGGCACGAACGACGCGUACGCCAUCAUGCAGGUGGCCAAGGAGAAGUUCUCCACCUCGGUGGCCGAAAAAAGCGUGGCUCCGGUGUGGAAGGAGGAGGCCUCGUUCGACCUGCCGCUCUUCAGCUCCGGUAACACCGAGCGCUGCACCCUACAGGUGUGUGUGAUGCACCGGGCGCUGGUGGGACCCGAUAAAACACUCGGACAGGCGAGCAUCAACCUGCUGGAGCUCCAGGACAACACAUCCCGAGAGAAAACCGAAUGGUUCAAACUGUUGGGCAAGACAGGGAAGGCUGACAAAGACCGAGGAGAAGUCCUUCUAGACAUCCAAUUCAUGAAGAACAACAUGACGGCCAGCAUGUACGAUCUCUCCAGCCAGGAUAAAUCCCGCUCGCGCCUCGGCAAGCUCAAAGAUAAACUGAAGGGGAAGAAGAAAGACGGGAUGUCAGACUCCGCUUCCGCCAUCGUGCCCUCAGUCGGACAGGUACUGACUGACAGCGAGGCCGAAGACGAGCAAAACAACACAUCUGGAGCCAAAAAGAAGAACAAGCUCAAGUCUUUAUUUGUACCCAAGUCUGGUUUGCAACGUAACAUGUCGCAGUCCAUGUCCACCCUCCCCACGCUGCCUGAAAAAGACUCAGCCAUCAGUCUGAGCAGAUCAUCUGGCCUCAACGUAGAGUCUCCUGAAGGCAAAAAGAAAUUUAAGUUCCUAAAGCACAAGCGCACCGGAAGCUCCGACAGUAAGGUUUCCCAGGCCUCUCUUGGAUUACCGCAGCCUAACGUGUGUAUUAACGGCAGUCACGUGUACACUGAAGAGCCAGAGACCAGAGGAUCCAGAGCCGGUUCAACCUUCAGUCUGAACAGCUCAGGACAUGGGUCAAUGGAGGACCUGCGCAGAGGUCACGACAGAAAAACCUCCAACACGUCUGUGGACUCGCUUAAAACCUCUGAGCUGCACACCCAAGAGAAAACAGUGGAGGACAUGCACAGGAGACAAGAAGAACAGAGGAAGCAGGAAGAGGAAGUUAGGAAGAGACUGGAGGAAGAAGAGAGGAUGGAACGGUUGGAGAGGGAGGAAGAGAUGAGGAAGCUGGAGAAACAAGAAGAGGAGAGGAAAAGGAUUGCGAGAGAGGAGGAAAAGAAACGAGAGGAAGAGAAGAGGAAGAAGCUAGAGGAAGAGGAAGUGGAGAGGAAAAGGAUUGCGAGAGAGGAGGAAAGAAAGAGGAUGGAGAGGGAAGAGGAAAAGAAACGAGAGGAAGAGAAGAGGAAGAAGCUAGAGGAAGAGGAGAGGAAAAGAGUUGCGAGAGAGGAGGAAAGAAAGAGGGAAGAGGAAAAGAGACGAGAGGAAGAGAAGAGGAAGAAGCUAGAGGAAGAGGAAGUGGAGAGGAAAAGGGUUGCGAGAGAGGAGGAAAGAAAGAGGGAAGAGGAAAAGAGACGAGAGGAAGAGAAGAGGAAGAAGCUAGAGGAAGAGGAAGUGGAGAGGAAAAGGGUUGCGAGAGAGGAGGAAAGAAAGAGGGAAGAGGAAAAGAGACGAGAGGAAGAGAAGAGGAAGAAGCUAGAGGAAGAGGAAGUGGAGAGGAAAAGGGUUGCGAGAGAGGAGGAAAGAAAGAGGGAAGAGGAGAGGAAACGAGAGGAAGAGAGAAAAAGGAUUGCAAUGGAGGAGGAAGGAAGAAGAAUGGAGAGGGAACAGGAAGAGAAGAGGAAGCUAGUGAAACUGGAAGAGGAAAAGAGAAGGGUUGAGGAAGAACGGAUGAGGAUUGAGCAGGAACAAAAGAUCAGAGGGAGGAAGGAAGAGGAAAUGAGAAAGGCAGAGGAGGAGAAAAGGAAGAAGAUGGAGGAAAAGGAAAAGGCCAGGGAGGAGGAAGAGAAACAGAGGAGAAUGGAGGAAGAGGAGAAUGAAAGGCUGAGGAAAGAAGACGAGAUGAUAAAGCGCAUAAAGGAAGAGGAAAGGCUGAGGAAGGAGGAAGAAGAGGAGACGAGGAGAAAGGAAGAAGAAAGAAGGAUGAACAAAGAGAAAGAGAGGAAUGAAAAAGAAAGGAUGGAGCUUGAGAAAAAGAAAAUGGAAGAAAGGAUGAGAGAGGAGCAGGCGAGGAAAAGUGCUGAGGAAGAGGAGAAGAGGAAAGAGAAAGCAGAGCGAGAGAGAAUCAGACAAGAGAAAGAAGAAGUGGAGAGACUGAGGAAAGAGAAAGAACAACGGCCUGAGGUGAAAACCACGAGUGCUCGAAUGAACAGCAGUCAAAAAGCCCCUGUCGAGAUGAACUCCACCAAUCCCUUUGAAGACUCGCUGUCAAUGGACGAAAGCUCCUCCAAUCCCGAUCAGUCCAAUGUCGGCCGCUUAACUAAAGUCUCUGCAGUCAAGCCAAGUUCUUCUGUUUCUGGAGUCUUCUUUUCACAAGCGUCUGUGCCAAACUCCAACCCUUUCAUAGAUGACUCUGAAGAUGAUGAUGGAAAUGUCAGUCUUGGAGAUGUUACAGAAAGGUCAGAGAAGAAACGACGAGCCCCAAUGCCUCCCCAAUAUAAGAAGCAAUUGGAAAAGCCAUCUAUUUCUGAAGCCACUCAAAGAUUUCUAUCCCAAGAAUCUGAAGCUGGUGGUGACUCUGAUUUUUUUAGUUUGCAACAGGACAAACGUCCUGCACCCUUACCACCAGAUGGCCCAAAGAAUAGACAAGAAGUGAAUGAACAGGAGGGUCAAUCGACCACACUUUACAGUAGACUCCGGGAAAAAGAAGCAAACAAAGUACAGUCAACUUUGCAAGACAUUGAUGCAAAUACCAGUUCAACGCAUCUCAGACAGAAUCAUCCUGUUAACAGACAAGAAACCAGAUCUACUGAAGUCAAAACAGCUAAACACAACAAAGGUCCAGCUCCAAAGCCUUCAAUACAGUCAACAUCGUGCAAGAAUGGGGCAUCUGAGCCCAACAAGCAAUCGAUUAAGAAAGUCUAUUUUAAAGACCAAGCUGGAUCCUCAAUCUCUUUUACUGAUCAACUUGAGGAAUCUUCUAACCAUUUGACUAAAGAUCUUCUUGUAUCUGAGCAGUCUUCAUCCAAAACUGAAUCUGUGCACUCUGAAGACCUUUCCCUAAUAGAAAGUAGACAAACAAGUUCGCCGGAAGAGUCUGAACUUGACCAUUUUGGAGAAAACACUCCUUCAAAAAAGUCUCAUCUUCAAAAUAUGGAAAGUUCCCAAUCUGAUGUCUCCAAAAAGAAAAGUCGGGCUCCAAUGCCUCCUGCUAAAUCUGAAGCAAUUGUCAGCCAGAAGACACCAAUCCAACAACAAGAUGCUACUAGUCAACCCAACAGAUCAAGACAAGCUCAAAAUGAACAGUUAGCUUUUAAUGGAAGCAUGCAAGCUCCAUCUGGUUCCACAUCCAAUACAAUGCAAACUCUCAAGACAAAAGAAGUUCAGAUGAAGGCCGAAGAGGUUUCUUUAAGGUCGGACGCUGGUCUCAGGACUCUGCCACAGGCCAGGGUGUCACCGAUUGAUGUUCAGGCCAUCCUUUUGCAGAAUAACGGAGGUGAAAACAGAAGAACAGGUGAUCCUACCCUUAAACCCUGCAGGCCGCAUGCUGUAAAACCACUGAACGCCACUGACAAGCAGACAGAGACCCAAGACGCUUGCAGAUCUGGUCAAAUUACUGGUGACACGCAAGUCAAGACGAAGGUCCCAGAGGUUAAAGGGACGGGCCCGUACUCUCAGCUAACCAAUGACGAACUCAUCAAGCUCCUGGAGAAGCAGAAAGAGCAGCUCUCUCUGAAGGACUGUAAGAUCGUGGAGCUUGAGCAGUAUAUCGACAAUCUGCUGGUGCGCGUCAUGGAGGAGAAUCCAAGCAUCUUAAUGUCCUUGUGCUUGAAGAAGUCGGCUUGAGGGACGGUGGUUUAGUAUAUAAUGUGCAAUGCGGGAUGGGUAACAUGUAUAAGGUUGUUUGUAAAUCACCAAGAGACCUUUCACUAAAGCGACAGACACUACUGAGCUGAAGAUUUAACUCUGAUUUAUGGUGUCUAAAUGGUUAUGAUAUGGUUUGGCUGCCUUAGAUUCGUCUAAUCGUGACAGAUGCAGUUUUUCUACAUGUUAAAAUAAAUGGUAACACUUUAUAAUCAUGGUUUAUUAGUUAAUGUGUUUACUGAUAUGACCAAACAAUGAGUUAGAUGUUUAUUAUGGUAUUUAUUCAUCUUAACACUGAUCUAAAAUAAAUUCAUGUUAGGUAUUAUGUCAAAAAGCGUGACUUUAGAUGCUAAUAAUGCAUUAGUAAAUGCUAUUAAAGGCUUUAAUAGAUUAUUCAUACUUAAUUUUAGUAAAUACAUUAACUAAUGGACCAUUAUUUUAAAGCGUUACCAAAUAAAUCAUAUUAUUUGUCGUGUUUGUCACUAUUUUUAGUCUAUUUGAAUGGCUAAUGUUCAAAUGGAUUGUUUUAUUUCUUAAAGGGAUAGUUCACCCCUAAAUUAUUGCAUUAUUAAAUCAGUUAUGAUUCAUUAAUUAUUAAAAAUUGUAUUUAAUACAAAAUUAAAGUCAUCAUUAAGCCAUCUUUCUCUUGUUUAAGUUUCUUCUGUUAAACGAAAAGGAAGAUACUUUGAAGAAUGUUUGAAAAACUAAAACAGCCAUUGACUAUUAUAGUAUUUGUGUUCAUACUAUCGAUGCUGUUGUUUUUAAACAUUCUUAAAAUAUCUUCUUUUGUGUACAACAAAAUUUAAUGCUUAGAAUAACUUAAAUGCGAAUAAAUAAGGACAGUUUCAUUUUUUGGUGAACUGUCCCUUUAAAUACUGUUUAAAUAUUUUGGUCAGAGCAUUUGGAGGACGCAACACACUUCAAGUAAACAAAAUAGCACUAUAAAUAUGAUAUUCUUCAUGAUAUUUUAUAUGAACUGCAAAGCUCUGUAAUGUUUUGUAGAUGCAUAUUGAAGCACUUUACAAGAAUCAGUUUGUAAAUAUUUGGAUGUGAUCAUUUGUAUGUUAUAUAUCCUUUGACAGCUUUAUUAUUAUUCUCUGCUUUUGAAAUAAAGACGGUCGCAGGUGUGGCCUCGCAAAGAA